AGCGUGCGCGCGGCUGAAACAAAGUGCUUAUCAGACUCAUCAGAGAAGGGAUGGUCAUCCCUGGUUGACACCUCCAUUCCUGAACAUACCAUCUAUGCAAAUGAAGGCGAACUGCAGGAGGUGUGAGGAUAUAAAAGAUGCUCCCCGCCGUGGAAAGACAAUUCCCCCUGGACUGCGACUAUCCUGCACGUUUUUUGCACACUUUGCCUUGUUUCUUGUGCUUACAGCUUCAGCGCACGGAUUUGGAGGGAAGAUGACUUUCUACGAUGACAUUUACCCAUUCUACCCGCUACAAAGAACCCCGUUCAUAUUCAGCGGCAGCCUGCUCGCUGUCAUCCUGGUGUUCCUGACGCUGCUUGUCACCUUGCUCCUCAUUGUGCCCGGGAUACGUGGCCGAUCGCGGAUUCUUUGGACAUUCAGGAUAAUUAUUAGCUUAUUCAUAGGAGUGGUUAUAGUUGCUCUAAACUUCACCUGUGACUGGGCUGAAGGAAGGGUGAAGGCCAACACUACUUACAAAUCCUUCAGUAAUGUUGUGGUGAAUGCUGAGGUGGGUCUGCACGUGGGCCUGUAUGGAAUUAACAUCACACUCAGAGGAGAUCCUGUCGUACAGUUCAACGAGACCAUAGACUACAAUGAAAUGUUCACAUGGAAUGGUGUCAUAGAUGAUGAUUAUUCUGAUGCCUUGGAAAAAGGUCUUCCCAACCCCAUCCUGUACAUUGCUGAGAAGUUCACCCUCAAUAGCCCCUGCAGUCUCAUCUAUCAGUACCAGUACUCAGGCAGAUACGCCUCGGCCACCCUGUGGACGGCUUUUUGCUGUUGGAUAGUGGCCAACAUCCUCUUCUCAAUGCCUGUCAUCCUCUACGCCGGCUUCAUGAUGGUUGCAACAGCGGCUUUUAUCUUCUUCUCCUUGGCCUCCUUUUCCACAAUUUACAACAUCCCACAGUGCAGCUUCUCUAUAGGCACGGAAUCCUUUGAACCUGAAUAUAGCCAUUCCUUCUGGUUAGGUGUCGCUACUGGUUUAUUGUGUACAGUGAUUGGUAUUGUAGUGAUUCUGCUGGACUGCCUGAUCCCAGAGAAGAUGAGGGAAGCUUUCAGUGUUGGGGUGGAUGAGGAUGAUGAUAAUGACAUGUACUCAAUAUCAGAGGGCUACAUCAACACUAGCUUCCUAGAUGGAGCAAGUUUAGAAGGCGUGACUGUAAAAAGAACGAACCAAGAACCACAGCAGAUCUCCACUUUAACUAAGCUUUGAGAAACCAACUGAAGCUGACAAGGCCAUUAUUUCCCAUACUUGAAAAUCACACAUCCUUCAGAAUGAAGCCUUUUUUUUUUGCUGGGGGUUGCUGUAAAUACAAAUGUAAACAUUUUUU
Messenger RNA from Pangasianodon hypophthalmus (striped catfish), 1367 nucleotides. It is a transcript of the gene duoxa, whose product is annotated as dual oxidase 2. The transcript has 8 exons. Lineage: Eukaryota; Metazoa; Chordata; Actinopteri; Siluriformes; Pangasiidae. Bases 95 to 1249 code for a protein of 384 amino acids. Gene Ontology annotation, cellular component: endoplasmic reticulum membrane. Gene Ontology annotation, biological process: protein transport. The record is from RefSeq and is a predicted model, not a curated record.